CUAGUAUGGAUUGGUCACUCAAGUAUCCCCACUGAGAGAGACGAUCUUUCAUGGCGGAUUCGAAAAAAGUCGACGCUCUAGCCUUCCGAUUCUCCAAGCUGAGAGAAAAAUGCAUCAGAUCCGGAGAAUCUAUUGAAAAUAUUCGAUGGGAGUUCUUGCGAGAUGUUCAUCGAGUUCCAAAAACUCAAUCGAAAGAAAACGAAAGCAGUUUUUUCGCAUGGAACAAGAUAAUUUGGUUUCUUAUCCUGCCCGCAAUCGCUUUGUUGUUGUGUCAGUUGAUUUUGGAAUACAACCCAGACUCUAAAUGCCUCAUUGAGCCAGAUUUCGUGGUUUUGAACGAGAUGGCGCGCAAACCAACCAACUGUUCGCUGCUUUGUGAAGGUGUGAAUGAAAUACAACGGGUCGCUAAUCUUUCUAAGGAGGAGUUCAUCUCCACAUACGCAUAUUCAGGAAGACCUGUGGUUAUUACCGAUGCUGCACAAAACUGGUCAGCCGUGGGUGCGUUCAGUUUCAAGUUUUUCAAACGCCUUUACGCUAAGAGCGAUGAGGCAGAUUUAGAUAACGUCGACGAGGGAUGCAUGUUUUUCGCCUACAAAUCCGGUUUUCAGUCUCUAGCAGAUGCUUUAAGAAUGUCAAAUAAAAGGGCACAAUGGAAAGGGAAGCCGUGGUAUAUUGGCUGGUAAGUAUGGCCCCUUGGAGAAUGGAAGAUACAUGAUGAAGAUUAAAAUGAUUUAAGUUAUUUUCAAAUUUCAUAAAUAUGGGUAGUGCACUUACCGGGGAAAUCAAACUGAUUCAACCUUCGUAGAUUUGUUGAAUCAAAAUCAUCAUUUCGUGCAUGCGAUAUGUGAUAGCUAAUUUUUUCACUAUCUACCCCGGCCUCUCCCUCAAAUAGACAUUGUCAGUGAUUGGUCUGUCACAAAUGCGUACCUAGUUGAGAGAUUUCCGUCAUCGUGAUCACAUCUUUCUCAUGAUGGACAAAAUACUUUGAUGGAUAAAAUACUACUAAAAAUUAAAAGCUUUCUCGGCCUGUCACAAUUAUUUUUGCUGAUAAUUCAGAGAAAUUAUAGGGGCAUUUUCCAAGUAGCUGAAAAAUGUUUCUCACCGUGACGUCACGCCUCCGAGUAGUUUCCAGUUCAGUUGAUCGAGACGAGAAUAGCCCGCAGAGCAGGCGUAAUUUUGGCGGGCGAGUGUUCAGUGUUACCUCGGUGAAAAUAUAGCUGCCACCGUCUGGGAAGGCUGAGGAGAGAAAGAAAUUUGUCUAAAGGGGAUGAGCAGCGGUCAAAGAGAAGGAGAGGGGAAGGGGUAGGGCAAUUCCUUCCCUAGUCUUUCGUCAUUUAUUUCAUUACAAGAGUGACCACAAAAAAACCCAAUGAAUAACAAUGAUAUUUAAAAAAUUCUCCUCAAAAAGGGUUGAGUUUCAAGUGAUCAAAGGGACCAUAAUAGUGUUAUUAUGCCUCUCUCUUUUUUUUUUACAGGAGUAAUUGUGAUCCCAAUGUCCGUCAGAUAUUGCGCAAAUACUAUGACAAACCUUACUUUAUACCACAUGACGCGGAGACAGGCGAUCAAGACUGGAUAUUUAUGGGAGGGCCUGGACCUGGUGCGCCCAUACACGUAAGUAUCACGUGACAAAACCUUCUCAAAUCGGGAAUACAGUCGGAUUUGUAUUAAGUGAGGAGUUGCAGAGUGAUCGUUUAAUACAGGUUGACCAGUUUCGCAGAAGAGGGGUUUUAUAAAGAACGAUGAAAAACGCCAUUUUAUGCAAUGAUUGACUUAAUGUAUAAAAUACUCGCUCAAAGAUAUUUCUAACAUUGAUUUCGGAGAUAAACUGAACAUGGAUAAAAAUGCAUUGACAGAUUAUUCUUAGUUUUAUUUGAGUGGUCUGCUUUAAGUGACCCUUCAAUACAGGUGGAGGACUUUGAAAACCGACCGCUUAAUAAUACGGUGCCGCUAAAUACAGGUUCGAUUGCAGAUCAUUUUUUUUCUCAAAUAAUUGUUCAUGCAGUUUUGAAAUUUGACAAGUUACAGAGAAGAAAUAAACGCAUUCGGCUUCUUUGCUUCAUACAAACCUGUAGCUUACCAGAAGGAGGGGAGCUGGUUUUAUCAUUCUUGACUAAUUUAUUCAAAAAUGGAUUUGUAAAACUCGUCACAUCAUAUCAUGAUUUGACUGUUUUGUCGAGCAUUACUGGUCCCAUUCCCUUCUCAAGCUAAGUUUAAACUGGAGUCAGUGAUAUAAAACUCGCAUUAGCCAGUCUGCAUGAAAUAUAUAGGAGAAGUCCCAUAUUCAUCAGGAAUGGAUGAAAUUAAGAGUACCAGUGUAUUGCUUAUUUGCUUGUGAUUGGUCGCACGAAACCAGGUCACCGUGACGGAUAUACCGACUUGAAACGCUGUUUUCCAAGGAUUUUCAAGAAGCAUCGGAGAAAGGAGUCUUGGUAUUUUCUUGAUAUUUUCUAUAGAAACGGAUGCAAAGUGCGCGAGAAAACUUGUACGCAUCAUCAUGGCUUGUAACCUACGCAAAAUUUUGUCUCAUAAACAUAGAUUGACAUGGUGCAGCGUCCUUCAUGGCAGGCCCAGCUGUCAGGACAAAAGAUGUGGACCCUUAUUCCUCCUCCAGAGUGUGAACACGUCUGCAAGACAGUACAAGUGACAAUGCAGAAAGGAGAAAUCAGUAAGUCGAGAGGAAACGUGGGUAGGCUUGUUCCGAUCGUACUCGGCAACUUUUGAACAAGUUUUGGCGUUUGGAGCAAGUUUUUGUGGUUUUAGCAACUCAGAGCAAUUUUUGCCUUUCUGAGCAAUUUUUGAGAAAAACAUAGGUUUACAGCAUAUACCAAGCACGAACUGAAGUCGCCGAUUUCAUCGAAAAAAAAUUAACACAUAUCCUGUUACUUGACAACGUUUCUCUCUUAUUGCGAUCUUCAUCACAGAUAAUUGGCUAAAAUGACGUUCGGCAGGAGUAUCCUUAAAUGUCGCCCAUAUUUACGAGCAACUCUUUCAAGCUAAUUUUCUUAACCGUUUACUGUCAGCGAUUAUUGUGAAUAAAGAAAAAUAAAGCCUUUAAUUAGCGUUUAUAUAAAAAUAUCAAGAAAUUUAGGUAACAGCUUUUGAAAUUUGGUUAGAAAUUUUUUAGUAACUUUUUGGCAUUCUAGUGGGCAACUUUCCAGCAUUUUACGAGUACAGUCGGGACAGGCCUAAAUGCGGAAGAGCAAAAAUUUAUCUUAUUUUGCUCCCGAAACACGCUGAAAAAACUCAAAACGAUUUGAGUUUUUGGUUUGAUCGUAACAAUAGCAGGCCAGAUUCUUGAUAAUCUUCAAAUAAAUUAUUCAGUGCAUUAUUUCGUAGCCAGCUCCUUUCGAAAUUUUUUUUGGCGGUUGUGUGUGGGUGUGUGAACUUUUUAAGUGAACCAUUUUUUGUUUUUGUUUCAGUUGUCCUGGACACCAACCAGUGGUUUCACUCCACGAAAAUUAUUCCCACUGGAGAAUUGAGCAUCACAAUUGGAGCAGAAUACGACUGA
Molecule: messenger RNA, 3508 nt
Organism: Pocillopora meandrina
Lineage: Eukaryota; Metazoa; Cnidaria; Anthozoa; Scleractinia; Pocilloporidae
Source: the annotation of a GenBank genome assembly